ACCAGCGCUGCAGCACGUCGGAAAGACACUUUGGGUACAUUUCUGAGCUCCGCGGCCCGUUUCUGCACCGAAGUUGGCUCCAGCUCUAGCAGCCGCAUUGGAUCCCACAGCUUACUGCGAGACUCCGGUGUACAAUCCGGAUCUCUGCCCCAACAUGAUCGCGGCGCAGGCCAAGCUGGUCUACCAUCUGAAUAAAUACUACAAUGAAAAAUGCCAAGCCAGGAAAGCUGCCAUUGCCAAAACGAUCCGGGAAGUCUGCAAAGUAGUUUCCGACGUACUGAAGGAAGUGGAAGUGCAGGAGCCCCGGUUCAUUAGCUCCCUCAACGAGAUGGACAAUCGCUACGAGGGCCUGGAGGUCAUCUCCCCCACCGAAUUUGAGGUGGUGCUUUAUCUGAACCAAAUGGGGGUGUUCAACUUCGUGGACGACGGCUCGCUGCCCGGCUGCGCGGUGCUGAAGUUGAGCGACGGGCGCAAAAGGAGCAUGUCCCUCUGGGUGGAAUUCAUUACCGCCUCCGGCUAUCUCUCGGCGCGCAAAAUCCGGUCCAGAUUUCAGACGCUGGUGGCUCAGGCGGUAGACAAAUGUAGCUACAGGGAUGUGGUAAAGAUGGUGGCAGACACCAGCGAAGUGAAACUGAGAAUCCGAGAUAGGUACGUGGUGCAGAUCACCCCGGCUUUUAAAUGCACCGGGAUCUGGCCGAGGAGUGCUGCCCACUGGCCACUUCCCCACAUCCCCUGGCCGGGACCCAACCGGGUGGCGGAGGUCAAAGCGGAAGGGUUCAAUCUCUUGUCCAAGGAGUGCCACUCCCUGGCCGGCAAGCAGAGCUCGGCCGAGAGCGACGCCUGGGUGCUGCAGUUCGCGGAAGCGGAGAACAGACUGCAGAUGGGGGGUUGUAGAAAGAAAUGCCUCUCCAUCCUCAAAACCUUACGGGACCGGCACCUCGAACUGCCGGGCCAGCCCCUCAACAAUUACCACAUGAAGACUCUGGUUUCCUACGAGUGUGAAAAGCAUCCCCGGGAGUCGGACUGGGACGAGUCUUGCCUGGGCGAUCGGCUGAACGGGAUUUUGCUGCAACUCAUCUCCUGCCUGCAGUGCCGGCGGUGUCCCCACUACUUCCUACCGAACUUAGAUCUGUUUCAAGGCAAACCUCACUCGGCUCUGGAAAACGCUGCCAAACAAACGUGGCGACUGGCAAGAGAGAUCCUGACCAACCCGAAAAGUUUGGAAAAACUUUAGGGGAUGAUUUAAUCAAGAGCUGAAAUGAUUACUCGUCUCAAAGUCCUAAUUAAGUGUAAACUUCUUGUUCAAUUACUAUUUAAUAUUUCACUCGACAGCGCAAACAAUCUCUUCCUUAAAAAGGAAUAAUAAUACGACGUUUAGGCAUCAUCUCACCCACUC
Galeopterus variegatus (Sunda flying lemur) is the source of this 1396-nucleotide messenger RNA. RefSeq names its product mab-21-like 1 (C. elegans) (gene MAB21L1). The transcript has a single exon. The record is from RefSeq and is a predicted model, not a curated record. NCBI's taxonomy places the organism in Eukaryota, Metazoa, Chordata, Mammalia, Dermoptera, Cynocephalidae. The coding region runs from base 155 to 1234 and encodes 359 amino acids.